Molecule: messenger RNA, 653 nt
Organism: Pelobates cultripes (western spadefoot toad)
Lineage: Eukaryota; Metazoa; Chordata; Amphibia; Anura; Pelobatidae
Source: the annotation of a GenBank genome assembly
AUGGAGGAGGUCAUAGAAGCACAUAAUACCCUGGUGGAUGCCUACACCACGUUCCAGACUCAUAUACCGCAACUGGAGAUAAAAGUGGUGGAUCUAGAAGAUAGGGCCCGCAGAAACAAUAUCUGUCUGCGUGGCAUCUCUGAGGAUGUAAAACAACCUGACCUAAGAGACUAUGUCACCCAGCUCUUCCAUGCACUGCUACCGGAGGCUUCAGAGCAUGAUUUACAAUUAGACAGAGUCCACAGGGUGAUGAAGCCCAGAAGCCUCCCAGCAGCAGUACCGAGAGAUGCAAUUGUAAGGGUAGAUUUCUACACGGUAAAAGAGAGGCUGAUGAUGGCGCGGGAUGCACAGAAUCUAGGAGAGCGCUUCAAGGGCAUCCAACUAUAUACCGACUUGUCACCAGCGACAAUGGCUAAAAGAAGAGCUCUUGGCCCUAUCACCAAGGCACUCAGAGAGCUGUCCAUACCAUACAAAUGGGGCUUUCCGACACGCCUAAUCACACGGAGGAAUAGAGUGGAGAUGGUGUUUCUCAGCCCGGUGGAAGGGAGAAACGGGCUGGCGCAAUGAAACAUUCCCCUGCCACAGAUGGAGUCGGCGGAAAAAUCUGCCCCCACCCACCCAUCUUGAGUAGCUGGAGACUGGCACAGAAUUGA